AUGUGCCUGGCAUGGACGCCCUCACCAUUGCACAAAAAGCUAUGCGGAUCGCAGCGGAUGCCUGCAUAUACACAAAUCACAAUACGUCCACGCUGCGCAUCGAUCAGGAUGGGAAGAUUACAGAACUGUCUGCUCCAGCGGACAACCAAUCCUCUUGAGGCCUACCAGCACCAAUGCAGAUUGCUCUGCAGGGGGCCCCAGCAGUGUGUUUUCCACUCCCCAGUCUCGAUGGCCUGCACAACUGUUAUUGGACGGGAGUAA
Molecule: messenger RNA, 261 nt
Organism: Auxenochlorella protothecoides
Lineage: Eukaryota; Viridiplantae; Chlorophyta; Trebouxiophyceae; Chlorellales; Chlorellaceae
Exons: 1
Coding region: 1-261 (86 amino acids)
Source: RefSeq, a predicted model, not a curated record